AAACUUGUGGAGUCCGGCAAAAUUGUGUGGGACUCAGAGAUUCAUCAAUAUAUCAGUGAACAGGACUUUCCUGUGAAACGAUGGGAAGGACAAGUGGUGAAUAUAACAGUUCGACAGUUAAUGUCAAUGACAGGAGGCAUCAGAUCAACGGAAGAUUUACGAGACUUCCGUCGUAUCCUCGACUGCCAUAACGUAACCGACACUUUAGCCUAUUUUCGUGGGGACCCACUGGUGGCCAAACCGGGCACUACAUUCUAUUACUCCAACUGGGGCUGGCAUUUGAUCGGUGCUAUCAUGGAGUCCGUUACCGGACAAGACUUUGAGGUCAAUAUGAAUGACUUGUUCGCAGAAUUUCACAUGAAUUCCACUCAACUUUCAAGACAUGAGGUCAUAAUCCCUCACCGGAUCAGACCAUACACUCGGACACGAACUCCUGAUAAGAAACAUUGGAUUCUAAAAAGUGCGGCACUUAUUGAAGACUUAGGCCAACCGCUACCAUGGCUUCCAAUGGGAGGCGUUAUUACAAGUGUUCCCGAUUUGCUAACUUUCACUGAUAUUAUGAUUAAGAGUUAUAAAGGCCAUGGAUAUCUGAAAUCGGCGACAGUUAAAGAGCUGUGGACUCCCAGACUAUCUGGUUAUGGGAUGGGAUGGUUUGUGGGAAAAUAUACUGAUCCCAAGACUAAUGCCACGGAUAAGGAGUUCAUUCAUUAUUCUGGUUCUGUAAUCGGCAGUGUAUGCACUGUUGCAAUGGUUCCAGAGUUAGACAUAUCAGUGGCAAUGAUAGCCAAUAUGGGAGACAUU
This is a messenger RNA of Oppiella nova, 801 nucleotides long. The record is from the annotation of a GenBank genome assembly. Lineage: Eukaryota; Metazoa; Arthropoda; Arachnida; Sarcoptiformes; Oppiidae.